Molecule: messenger RNA, 6753 nt
Organism: Pteronotus mesoamericanus
Lineage: Eukaryota; Metazoa; Chordata; Mammalia; Chiroptera; Mormoopidae
Gene: LONRF3
Product: LON peptidase N-terminal domain and ring finger 3
Exons: 12
Coding region: 157-2589 (810 amino acids)
Molecular function (GO): protein binding; metal ion binding; ubiquitin protein ligase activity
Source: RefSeq, a predicted model, not a curated record
CUGCGCGCGGCGGCCGGCAUGGAGCUCGCGGAGGCGCGGCAGGGACCGGUGUGCAGUCGCGCGGCUGCGGUGGCAGCCCCAAUUCCCUCCAGCCGCCGCUCCGGGCUCCGGGUCCCCGGCCCCUAGACGCCUCUUCCCGCGCGUGUCCCUCCCUGUAUGGAUUCACCUCGGACUGGACAGAUGCUGAGCUUGCCCUCCGAGCUUAGCAGCAACAACUUAGAGCUGGCGCAGCCGUCGGCAUCAGUGAACCGUGUAGAUACGGGCCCCCAUCAGGAGGCGGCUACGAAAGGCCCCUCACCUCUACCGAUGCGGGAGCCAGAGCGAGAACAGCCUCCUAAGGCCUCGACGCCGGAGUGCAAAGUCCUGCUCACCCAGGCCGACGCCCUGGCGUCCGGGGGGCGCCUCCGGGAAGCUCUCGAGGUGUACAGACAGCUGUCGGAGCGUCAGCAGCUGGUGGCCCAACAGCUGGAGCAGCUGGUGCGCUGCCUGGCCGAUAACGUCCCGCGAGGAGAGGCGCUGGCUCCGGUGCCCGAGGACCGGAGCAGCCAGGCAAGCUGCGUGGUGAUGUCGGAAGAGGCAGGGGUGGCAACAGCUGCCGAGGCCACCGAGGUGUGGGAUGGCUUCAAGUGCCGGAAGUGUCAUGGAUUUCUGUCAGACCCCGUGUCCUUGUCGUGCGGCCACACCUUUUGUAAACUGUGCCUGGAACGCGGACGGGCAGCCGACCGGCGCUGUGCGUUGUGCGGCGUAAAGCUAUCCACGUUGAUGGUGGCCACUGGGAGGGCGCGCGGAGCCCGGCGUGCUGGGCAGCAGGCGCCGCCACCCCUGAGGGUCAACGUGGUGCUCAGCGGUCUCCUCGGCAAGUUGUUCCCUGGUCCAGCACGGGCGUCGCAACUCCGGCACGAGGGCAACCGACUGUACCGCGAGCGCCAGGUGGAAGCGGCGCUGCUCAAGUACAAUGAGGCAGUCAGACUAGCUCCGAAUGACCACUUGCUUUAUAGCAACCGGUCUCAAAUUUAUUUCACCUUGGAGUCUCAUGAGGACGCACUGCAUGAUGCAGAAAUAGCAUGUAAGCUCCGCCCAAUGGGUUUUAAGGCACACUUCAGAAAAGCACAAGCCUUAGCCACCCUAGGCAAGGUGGAAGAAGCACUAAGGGAAUUUCUAUACUGUGUGUCCCUGGAUGGAAAGAACAAAAGAGCAAGAUCUGAAGCCCAAAGGCUUCUCCUUAGUUUCUUUUCACCAUCAGUCCCGGGGGAUUCUCAGGAACAUUCUCCCGAUAUCCUGAAGCUGUUGGCACCUCACCCUAGAUUAAAGGAACACGUAGAGUCAAUGGCUACUGAAGGCGCCAGCCAUAAUCUACCAAAGUUGUCACAGGAAAAUCCGGAGCUCCCACAUUGUUCUAGUCAGGAGGAAACAGCAGCCACUGGGGGCUCCAAGAGCCUGAUGAACCCAGCAAAAGUAAAGGAAGAUGGGCAACAAGGUAACAUGAGAGACCAGGGAGAAGAAGAGGAGAAGGGGGUCUCUGCCUUCCCAGAAACUGCCUCCAUCAAGACUGGCAAAUGCCAGGAAAAGAAAAGGAAACACUGUCAAGUUGAACCCCAAGACCCAGGGGUGCCUAAUAAAGCCUCUAAGCCAGAUCCUCCCACAGAUAUGGGGACCAAACCUGCUCUCAGUGUUCCCCUCGCAUCUUUUGACGCAUCUGACCUUGAAUGCUCCCUAUGUAUGAGAUUAUUCUAUGAGCCAGUCACAACACCUUGUGGACACACAUUUUGCUUAAAAUGCCUUGAAAGAUGCCUAGAUCACAACGCAAAGUGUCCACUGUGCAAAGAUGGUCUUUCACAGUGCUUGGCAUCAAGAAAAUACAGCAAAAACAUCAUAAUGGAAGAGCUAAUAGCUAAAUUCCUUCCAGAAGAACUCAAGGAACGAAGGAGGCUUUAUGAAGAGGAAAUGGAAGAACUUUCUAACUUAAACAAGAAUGUGCCUAUUUUCGUGUGUACUAUGGCCUAUCCCACUGUUCCCUGUCCCCUGCACAUCUUUGAGCCUUGUUACCGUCUGAUGAUUCGUAGAUGCAUAGAGACAGGCACAAGACAGUUCGGCAUGUGCCUUGGAGAUCCUGUCAAAGGGUUUGCAGAAUAUGGCUGCAUCCUAGAGAUCAGAAAUGUUCAAUUCUUUGCUGAUGGCCGCUCAGUGGUUGACAGCAUAGGCAAGCGGCGCUUCAAGGUCCUCCAUCAGGGCCAGAGAGAUGGUUACAACACAGCUGACAUUGAAUACAUUGAAGACCAAAAGGUUCAAGGACAAGAUUGUGCUGAGCUCAUGGGAUUACAUAACUGUGUCUAUGAGCAAGCAUCAUCGUGGUUUCAUUCACUCAAAUCAUCUCUGAAGAAUCGGAUACUCAAUCACUUUGGUCCAAUGCCAGAGAAAGAUGCAGAUCCCCAGGGUAACCCAAAUGGUCCAGCCUGGUGCUGGUGGACACUAGCAGUUCUUCCAUUGGAAAGCCGAGCUCAGCUCCCAUUCCUAGCAAUGAGGUCCUUAAAGGAUAGACUGAACGGUAUUCGGCGCGUCCUGGCCUUUAUAUCUCGAAACCAAAACUAGUCAGAGUGGAUUGCCGAAGAGAAACUUCCACCCUCCCCACAGCCUAGGGGAGUUGUCUUGUAAAUACAUCUAAUUGCAAUAACAUCUUAACAGAAGGAAGUAUCAAACAGAGGCAUUACGCUGCUGUUGAUCACAGAGAGACAUUGAGUAGAAAGACCAAAGAAUGUGACCUGUUAGAAACUUUCUGUCUUAAGAUACUUCUUGACAUGCUGCACAACUACACACACAGCAGGGGUGUUCAAGAGCCCAGAAAAAAAUACUGCUUUUAACAUAAAAGUUUCUGAAAGUUUAAAGUGGUUUCCUUUAAUUUUCUUUCCUUCAUUGGUGAAUGACUAUGUGAUUGAAAUGUGAAGCAAAGAUACUAAUAAUGUUGCUGCAUUAUUACACUGGUUCAUGGUCCUUUCCAAAUGGUUUAGGUUUUAUAAAGCAUUGUGUAAAAUAAUAUUUAUACUUCUUUCUGUUUUACUAAUUUAUUUUUUGCACUACUGUAUCCUUUUUUUCUACACAUAUGUGUAUAACUAUUUAAGUAUACAUUACUGAAGUCAGUUGCUUUAUUUAUUGAUGUAAUUUGCCAUGUAACUAAGGGGAAGUAACAAAACUACAAAUGUGCCAUUUUUGCUUUAACCAGUUUUUACUAUGUUUGAUCCCAGUUCUUGAACUAUUUUUGUAUCUCUCCAAUUGGAUGCUUAAAGGGAGUUCAGAAUUAUGCUAAGUCAUCUAUCAUCACAGAUUCCAUUUUGUUUUCAGUUUGAAUUCAACAACAUAAAAUACUUAAGGGAUUUGGCAUAGACUGUAGAAUAAACCAGGAUAAAGUAAAAUAAUCCAUUUUCUAUGUGUUAUACAGAGCAAGGCUGAAGGAAUUAUUUUUCUGGAACAAAGCAAUGAAUCAGAGGAGUGUCCCUUAUUACAAUCUAUUAUAAGCAUUUAUCUCAGCAAUCUAAUUCUAAGUGUUUCUAAUUUCUCCCCAGUUCAGUUACAAAUGGGAUUUUUAAGCAAGAUAAUAUUUAACCCUUCAGAGGGAAUAGUUUUUGGCCACAUCACAGCUAGAUCCAACUAACAUCCAUACCCCACGUCUUCUCAGGGCUCUGAGGAUCACAACCUGGCCAGCAUGUGUGGAAACACUCAAAGAACUGUUCAUUAUGAAAAGUGUAAAAAACCUGGUUGAAAAGGUAGACUGCUUUAAAGAAAAUACUAUAAUUUUGGUUUUUAGGAUCUUUUUAAAAGAACCAAAAAGUUAAUCCAUGAUUUUAUCUAACCACUGCCUUUCUUCCUAGUUGCAGUGGGCCAAAGAUUUCAAUAUAGAGGAAGAAUGGUAGAUAAGGAGUGAACCCUGUUUUAGCUUGCUUAGAGUUAAUGUGUUUCCUUCAGUGCCAGGAGAACCUGAAAAAUAGCGUGGGUAUGGAAGUGUUAUAAUGACAGAGUGAAGAGAUUAGGGCAGGGGAGAAGUGAAUUGUUUGUGCCAUUCCUACCUUUACACAAAUGAUCCCCCUACCCCACCCCGCCCCAUAAUUCUAGAUGGUUGCAGUGUGUUAUUCACUUGAAGCCUAUCCACUCUGUUAAGGUGAAAGGUUAAUGCCUCAACAAAUUACUCUUGAUUUCUUCUAUCACCACCUCUGGCCAGAAACAGAAAAGGCAGAAGGAGAUGAUCUGCACUUUCUUAACGGAUGCUGCUGUUGUCAGAGCAUCAUGUUACUAGGUUUGAUGUUUGGAACCAGACUGGGCUGGUGAGAAACAGCAAGAUAGGCAUGGUUACUGCCCAAGCAAACUUUACAAGACUCAGAGAGCAUGAAAUUACAGGCUCCCCCUCCGACUUGGUGCACAACCAUGUGGCCAUAACAGCCCUACUUUAAUAGUUUCCUAUUAUCUAGUGUAAACUCACCCCUCAAAAGGGUCAUAAGCAUCUCUCCUUGCUAGAUGUGUUACUUUGUGAUUUAACUUUUUCCUGAGCCCCAGUUUCCUUAUCUGGCAAAUAGUAAUGAUAAAUACCACAUAUAGGGUUGUUAUGAACAUUAAAUGAGAUAAUAUAUGCAAAUCACUUAGCACAGUGCCUAACUUAUAAGAAACAUUCAAUAAGUAAUACCUGUGAUUAGAUUAUUCAUUGUUAUGGAAUAUCACCAGGGGCCUACAUUUGCAUAAAAUGCUGCCUUUAUGCACAACACCCAUUUUAACUCUUUUCAACUCGGUUGGGAGAAUCCACACCACUAAGUUUUGGACCAUAACUUCAUGCUUUACAGAUAAUUCCUUUUGGAGUCAAGUCUGUUUGGGAAAGUGAAAAGACUGGAAAACAAGGGUGAGAGAGAAGGGACAAUUCUGUGUUGGCAAAUUUUUCUUAUUUGUAUAGGGCUAAAAAACAGUAUUGUUUGGAGGUCUAGAAUUUCUGAUAAAAUGGAAGCCUUAAGUUCUAGCUCCAUUAGAAUAACCAACUAAUCACUCCCUGCCCUCCAAAAUUUAUUGAAAAUCUUGGCCAUGCCAGGGUGAGUGAAUUUUACAAUCUAUGACUUUUGUGCUUAGUUCAUGCUAUUUCUUUUUGCUCCUCCAACAAAUAUGUAUUGUGAACCCACCAUAUACCAGAUAUUGAGCCAGAUGAUAUCACAUACAUGAGCCUGCUAAAUCAUUUUAUUUCUCACAUCCACCCUGUGAGAUCACUUAUCAUCCCCAUAUUAUUGGAUGAGAAAGCUGAGGCUCUGCAAUGUUAAAUACUUUGCAUAAGUAGCAUAAUCAGCCCGUAAAUAGCCAGGCUUGUUUUUGAACUAAUUAUUUUGCAGAUAUUUAACAUUUUCAAUAGUUUUUGUUAUGCAUAACUUAUUAAAUAGGCAUGACAGAAACAUCCCAGAAGCUCACAAUGGGAAGUUGCAGGUUAAGGAAAAUUAAAUUACCCAACAUAUCUACUCAUUCUAGGUGGAAAGGGAAGCUUGAAUUUUUAAAAAUAAAAGUCCAUGUCAUAGAAUGCUUCCUGUUAAGUGAGCAUUUCAGCAAAUUUAGAUCUUGGUGAGGCAGAAUUGCACUUUGCUCUCAGUAGCCUAGAUUCACAUUUGGGUGGGUUUACAGCCAGCUUUUGUUUUAGUAGUGGUGGGAGGCAGGAUGCGAGGCUAAGCCUCGGCUUUCUUUUGGAUGUCCUUGAAUGGGUUAAUCAGUUAGACAUGAUCAUUUACACCUCUCUUGAUUUUGCAGUAAAGCUUGGAAAUGAAGAGUAUACAGAAAAAAGACAUAAAGCUAAAUCUAGGCCUGAAGGACAAGACUUCUCCUUGGUAGACAGUGCCAUAAUAAAUGGCUAGUUUUCCUGUCUGUCAGGACCCAAUCUUUUCCUAGUAGGUUAUUUUCUCUGUGUGUGUGUGCACCCAUGUGUGUGUGUAUAUAUGGUACCAAGCAGAUAUUAUGCCUUUCUGCCUUGUACUAUACUACUGCUGCUAGCUAACAAACAGCAAAAUGUAGAAAAUAGAAAAUGAUAAAGUGAAUUUUCUGUAGACAACUUAGAGAAAAAAGUGCUUCCCCUGACUUGGGGGAGGAGAGCAGGGAACUGAUUAACAAUUUAUCUUUUCUGAAGGCUGACUGCUAGUGGAGUCACUGCCCAUGUGGCACUUCCAGGUCUGCUUGUGGAGCUUACCUGGGCUCAGAUAACCCUUCGUGACCAACCAUUGGAGCAGUGGACCUCCUGAGUGGUUCACAGCCCACAGAGGUCUCUUACUGUCAAUAUAUUGCACACUGUCGAUGGAUUGGAACCCUAUUGGGUACUGUUUCCCCCAUGCCAACUCCAUUUCCAAGAUGGAGUUUUAUUCAGGGACACAUUCCUUGAGUUUCUGACGUGUUGACUUUGUAUUCAUUUCUGUGUACCAAGGCAGAAUCAUAGCAGAGGUGUGUAAUAAAGAUGCAAAUGGAAAGCAGCUGAAAUAAUGGAAAAGGACAGAUUUUUGAACCCAUUCUUGAGCUUGUGGAUUGAGGUUUUGAUUUAUGAUCAAAGGCAGUUCUGAAAAGCAGUCAGCUGCAUGGGCUGCAAUUUGUGGCCCUUCCUGAGUGUAGAGAGGAAGAAGGAAAGGGAACCAUGUAAAAUGUAUGCAUUCGCCCUGGCCAGUGUGGCUCAAUUGGUUGGAGCGUUGUCCUGUAGCCCAAGGAUUUUCAGUUCAAUUCCUGGUCAGGGCACAUACCUAGUUUGUGGGUGGGUUCAUU